Messenger RNA from Ilyonectria robusta, 762 nucleotides. RefSeq lists its product as uncharacterized. The record is from RefSeq and is a predicted model, not a curated record. Lineage: Eukaryota; Fungi; Ascomycota; Sordariomycetes; Hypocreales; Nectriaceae. The coding region runs from base 1 to 762 and encodes 253 amino acids. The transcript is spliced from 2 exons.
AUGGAGUUUUUUGACCACCCGUUGAAGACCGGCCAGCAUUACGACAGCAUUCUCAUCAGUGCGUUGGCCGUCAUGGGGUUAGACGCCAAUGGAGGGUGGGUUACAGCCGCCAAUUACACGCCGGUGUUGUCCGCCAUCGUCAAGGGAACGCGGUAUUUGGUGUUAUACCAGUCCAUGUUGGAACGGCGCGAACAGAUCAUGCGGUUGCAACAGACCAUGAGCAAGCGGAGGGCCAAGGAGAAGGCAGAUGGGUUAUUCCGCAUUAUCCGUGAAAAGGUAUGGCGGUUCAUGACCAGGAUGCCCGAUCAAAAAGAAGCAGACCCAACGCCGAUGAAUUGGAUCAUCAACACACGAACGUAUGGAAUGAGGAUCCGAUUCACAACGCCCGGCGAAGAGAAGAUCGAUUGGUUUGGCGACGAGAUCAAAUGCGGCGGCGUAAAGAUCAGCAUGGGCAAGAUAUCGGAUAUCAUGCAUAACGCGGUGGCCGAGGCACGGCGGACGUUGGCCAAGUUGACCAUGAUGGCCACCGAAGCACCGCGUCCCGUGGGUCGUCGAGGGUCGAGUCAGGAGGGACAAGCAAGAAGAGGGGAGGACGAAGACGAGCCGUCGAUCCACGACGUAUUGCCGAGGAUCCCGUGGUCACGCAUCGAGGACCGGCAUGGCGAGAGCACGUUGGGGUAUUCGUUUUUACAAGACGAGGCCAACCGGCCGUGGACCGAAGCGGGGGACGAGGGUUCCGCAAGUCGUCCGAGAUCAAGGUAA